CAUUUCAGAGCCCAGUCUCAAGCUAGCAACACUCAAAAUUAGUUAGUUCUUGUGUUCGGAACAAAUAAUUGAAGUCACAUAUCGUGAUACUACACAGUGAUAGAAUCGAUAGAAAAUGAAUGUGGUGGGGGCUCUGGUCAAUCUGCUGCUGAUCUCGGCCUGCGCCUACACGAUGUGCUCACUGACCCCGGCGGACCAUCCGUAUGCCUACCUGGCGGCAUCCUUCAGCCUGGUCCACGGGUUGCUGGGCGUGGUGCGCUCCUUUGCCGAAGAGCCCGAGUGCGGACUCACCUUUGUAAUCUCGGCCAGCAUACUGGAGGUUAUCCUGCUACCACUGGCCAACAUCGAGUUCUACCUGGUAUCCGAUCAGUCGGGUGUGGCGCUGGUGCACGGCAUGUCGCUGAUCCCACUGUUCUACGACAUGAUCGGCAAGGUGAGCGAGGACUGGGACAGCUCCACGGAAACGCUGAAGGACCUAGCUCUGUUGGGCAACAUCGGCUCCACGUUGUAUCUGGCCACCAAGGACGGCAACCAUCUCUACUUCGGUGUGGCUGCCACCGCGUUCCUCGCCCGAUACGGCGGUGCAAUGGUCGGUACCUGCAACGACCGCCUUAGCAACGCUGUAGAGACUCUGGCAAACACCGGCAUCCUGGCCCUUAUGACGCACUCACUGAUGGCUAAGUGCUAAGACUUCAAUUUGAUCGGUUCGCGAAAUAAAGCCAAGAAAAAUCAGCA
Molecule: messenger RNA, 735 nt
Organism: Drosophila mauritiana
Lineage: Eukaryota; Metazoa; Arthropoda; Insecta; Diptera; Drosophilidae
Exons: 1
Coding region: 116-688 (190 amino acids)
Source: RefSeq, a predicted model, not a curated record